UUGCAUAUGUUUGGUUAGUGUUAAGGGCAGGUGAGGCCAAUUGAACAGGUUGAGGCAAGUCUGCUAUUCCUGUUCUACAGAGAAAAUGUUGAAGCCCAGCCCAUUUAUGGGAGAGAAGAUAAACACCACAACUUAAAAGAAGGGGGAGAGCAGUUGGGUCUCUGCUCUCAUUCGCCACAACCGGUCCAACAGUUCAGGACGCCCACUAUUUGUGCUUUAGCGAGACUACUUUGAAGCCAGCCCACUUUGUGGGAGGGAAUAUAAAGUGUGCAACUCAAAAGAAGGUGAAGAACUGGAUUUCCACAGAGGCUACAGCUAUUUAAGGAAUCAGCCAUGGCUGCAGAAGCACAGAACACUUGUUAUGAGGGUGACACUGUCCACAUUUUCCAGUUCUAUCUGGAACACUCAGGAGAUCACAAGGCCAUCAUGCAGUGUGUUAACAAUCUCCUAGCAAGAGAAUUUAAAAGGAUUGGAGAGGGUAAAAGCAGCCUGGGCGUUCUUGGUGUUGGAAGUGGUGGAGCCAACAGUGGAUGGGACAUCUUGUGGAAGACUUACAGCAAGGAGCUGUGUGUAGGUGUCAUUAAAGAGGACCGUGCAUCAGCAGAGGUCAUUGCCUGUCUGGAGAGCCUGGGUCUGAAAUACGAUGAGCAUUCAGCUCCCAACACCUUCGACAUUACCGAGUGCUUCAAUCCAGGCAGCUACCAUGGAGAAUGCCUGCUGAGUGUCAUGACAGGAAACAACAAAUUCCACGAGUCCUUCACCCCAGAGAUCAGAGCGGGCAUGUUAGAUCUUCUAAGGAGAAAGUGCAGCACAGAGAAGGAUGGCAAAGUGUUGUUCAACGGCGAUCUGAGCUGCAUUGUUGUUCAUGCUUAAAUAUAUACUGUGAAGAAAUGUCCAUCUAUUCUGCUGGAUCUUUAUUCUGUAAGUUUGUCAGAAAGAAUGAAUAAAAUCAAUAUAGUUCAGUU
Molecule: messenger RNA, 965 nt
Organism: Neolamprologus brichardi
Lineage: Eukaryota; Metazoa; Chordata; Actinopteri; Cichliformes; Cichlidae
Source: RefSeq, a predicted model, not a curated record